This is a messenger RNA of Aphis gossypii (cotton aphid), 1164 nucleotides long. RefSeq names its product RNA-binding protein NOB1. Gene Ontology annotation, cellular component: preribosome, small subunit precursor. The coding region runs from base 90 to 1127 and encodes 345 amino acids. The record is from RefSeq and is a predicted model, not a curated record. Lineage: Eukaryota; Metazoa; Arthropoda; Insecta; Hemiptera; Aphididae. The transcript has a single exon. Gene Ontology annotation, biological process: maturation of SSU-rRNA; ribosomal small subunit biogenesis. Gene Ontology annotation, molecular function: RNA endonuclease activity.
UUCAAAAUAUCUUCAAUUGGCAUGAGGAUUUUACACUGAUUGCGUACUUCUCAGUUCUCACGUGUACUCUAUGAACUUACGAUUUUAAAAUGAAUAAAAUUGAACAUUUGAUCGUGGACACUGCUGGUUUCAUUGACAAAGCACCACUCCAAGAUUUCGGUGUGAACAUCCACACCAUACAAGAGGUGGUGAACGAAGUGACAAACAAACGUCAAAAAACAGAUCUAUCGGUAUUGCCGUACACUCUCAACAUUAAAACCGUAUUCCCUGAACACAUUCAGUUUGUUGUGGACUUUUCAAAAAAGACUGGUGACUAUCCAAAUCUAUCCGUUACCGAUAUUAAAGUAAUAGCUUUAGCUUAUCAAAUACACAAAGAAAAUUAUGGUAUAGACGGCUUGAACGCUGAACCAAUUUCUAAAUCAGUUGUAUUUGAAAAACCCCAGGUUAAUGAAAGUACUGUUGGAUUUUACGAUCCUGACCGCCUGAGUGAUGAUGUAUCUGAAUUGGAUAUCGAUGACGGUUGGAUUACAGAAGAUAAUAUAAAAGAUAUCAAUAAAAGUAAUGGAGAUGAUCUUACUGAGCAAGAAGCCAAAGUCGGUUGCAUUACCACUGAUUAUGCUGUACAAAACGUGCUCAAACAAAUAGGUCUUUCUAUUAUUGCUUUAGAUGGCCGAGUGAUUAAAGAAGUCCGGACUUACAUAAGGCGCUGUUAUGGAUGUUUUACGUUGACAUCAAAUAUGACGAGACUAUUUUGCCCAAAAUGUGGGAACAAAAGCUUGAAACGAGUAGCUGUAUACUUAGAUGAAAAUGGAAAACAAUGCAUAUACAUUAAUGGUAAAAGACCAUUAAAUCUUAAAGGUAAAAAGUACUCAUUACCAAAACCACAAGGUGGUAAACAUGCAGUCAACCCAAGAUUGGUAGAAGAUCAACCGAUGCCUCAUCAACGACCAUCUAGAUUGGCUAAAUCUAAAACCAAUGCUUUAGAUCCAGAUUAUACAGCUAAAUUGUCUCCUUUCGCUACAAAAGAUGUUUAUUCCAAAUCUGCCAUGCUCGGUUUCAAAGGUUCAGUGCAAAAACAAUGGAUGAAAAGGAAUCCUAAUGAAUCAAAUAAAAAAUGUAAGAAAUAAAAUAUGUAUUGUUAAUAAAAACACUGAAUGAAUUCAA